AGAGACGACAGAGACGACAGAGACGACGACAGAGACGCGACAGAGACAGAGCGACAGAGACACGACAGAGACGUGACAGAGACGCGACAGAGACAUGACAGAGACGACGACACGAGAGACGACGACAGAGACGCAACAGAGACGCGACAGAGACAGACGACGAACAGAGACAGAGACAGAGACAGAGAACAGAGACGACAGAGACACGAACAGAGAGACAGAGACAGAGACGAC
Messenger RNA from Boleophthalmus pectinirostris (great blue-spotted mudskipper), 234 nucleotides. Its product is annotated as U1 small nuclear ribonucleoprotein 70 kDa-like. The record is from RefSeq and is a predicted model, not a curated record. Lineage: Eukaryota; Metazoa; Chordata; Actinopteri; Gobiiformes; Gobiidae. The annotation marks the transcript as partial. The transcript is spliced from 2 exons.